CUUCUUCUUUCACCUUACGGACUUGCAACGGGUCUAGUUGGAUCAAAUAUGUUCCAUCUUCAAACCCGAUCCACUAAGCAACGGAUAGCUCACUGCUCGCUGCUCACCUUCCCUUCCAGCGUCCGCUCCCACCACGCGCUCAUAGUGGCAAAUGGCCUCCUCCGCCCUGGCGCUCCUUCUCCCACGGGGCGUCCCAGCGCUGCGCGCGGCUUCAGCCUCCCUCCCCCGCCGCUGCGCCUUGGGGAUCCUCGCGGCGGUGGAACCCCUAUCCCCGCCUGCUGCUGCAUCGGCAGGCGAAGGCGCGCCGGCCUCGUCCUCUGGCGGCCCCAAGGCCACACCUCCCUUGAAGGCCCUACAUGGAACUCCGUGGAACCUGCAUCCCGAUUACAGGCGGUGGAAGGAUGCGGAAGAGGAGAUCCUGAGGGACAUCGAACCCAUCAGGAUGCUCACCAAGCACAUUCUUCACUCCGACAGAUACUUUGAUGGUGAGCGUUUGAGUGCCAAAGACGAAAAAGAAGUCAUAGGAAAACUUCUCAGAUACCAUCCUCGUUCAGAAGAUAAGAUUGGUUGUGGCCUUGAUUAUAUAAUGGUUGAUCGGCAUCCUCAAUUCAAACACUCAAGAUGCCUCUUUGUGGUGCGAACUGAUGGUGGCUGGAUAGACUUCUCGUAUCAGAAGUGUCUUAGAGCUUACAUCCGAGACAAGUACCCACUGCAUGCAGAAAGGUUCAUUGGUGAGCAUUUGAAACGCAACUGAAGGUUCAUUAACUGGAGCCAUCUGGUUUUGUACAUCAUCUACGAAGAUCUGGCCAGUCUUUCUUAUUCAUGAAAUAGCAGUCAGUGUGGCGCUGAGUUCUCGGAUGAAUAGAAGCUGGUUUUCAAGUGAUCAGUUAGUGUGCAUUUCUUGUGAUACAAUAAGAGCACAGGAUUUUGUGUAGUCACAUUUUUUAUCAUAUUGUAUGGGAAUGAAUAAAUUGAAGGAGUUCCUCUAUUAUCAUUUGAAUUGAACUUGUUUGCUAAAAAAUUGAACUCUUGUAGUUUGUAUUUGUAGUUUA
Messenger RNA from Zingiber officinale, 1052 nucleotides. RefSeq names its product protein DCL homolog, chloroplastic-like. Lineage: Eukaryota; Viridiplantae; Streptophyta; Magnoliopsida; Zingiberales; Zingiberaceae. Gene Ontology annotation, biological process: chloroplast organization; chloroplast rRNA processing. Bases 152 to 754 code for a protein of 200 amino acids. Gene Ontology annotation, cellular component: chloroplast. The record is from RefSeq and is a predicted model, not a curated record. The transcript is spliced from 3 exons.